UCAACUCGAGAACAGAGGCCUUUCUUUCUCAGUCGAUGGGCACCAUUCACGUUGAAAAGGCUGUUUCACUUUGCAGUCGCCAUCAAGCGCCCUUGUUCUUUCACUAACAAAGACCGGCCCACUUUUUCUCCCUUAUUCUCUUCUAAAUUUUCACCUUGAUCAAAGCAAAAAACAGUUCUUUUUCGCACACAGUCUCUCAAGUUUUUAAAGCAAAUCACAAACCUUAACUACCAAGAAACCCCCUUGCACGUUAUUAAAUUAGCCGGCUUUUUCCCUUGUUUUAUUCGUGACGUCCGAAAUUUCGCCAACAUUGAAGAAAAUGGAGGUUAUGCCGUUGCCAGUUGCUUUUGAUUUUACUGAAGAUGUAUGGAACACGAGCCUAGAAGAUGCGGAGGAGCAAACGGCGAGAGACGUGCUAGCUGAAUUAUUGGCUGCCGAGUUGCGCCAAGCUCGGGCGAGGUAUCGCUUAUCCAAUGGCCAGCAACAAAGAGCGCCCAAUGAAAUUUUGUUGCCUGCCGGAAUCCUCCAGUCCAUAGCCAGGGACAUACUUACCGCAUCAGCUGACGAGCCCUGCGGAAUUAGGGGGUGUAUGGUGUUUAUUGAUUUUGAAGAACCCAACAACCGCAAUAACAAUGAUCGGAAGCAACGGAUCGGAGCCGUCAAAUGCCAUCCGUACACGGUCAACACAUUCGAAUUGUACCUGACGCUCCGUCCACACACUUCCUGGACUUCAAAGCUUCCACUGUUUCUCCAAAAUCUGGCUUACCGUUCUACAAUGGUCAUCAGUCAAGACUACUCUCUGGUGAAACGUAAACUCUUCCGCUCAUCUAGUCAGUAGAGGAAGACAAAUAUUAAGAAAUAGAGGGGCAGCUCCUAGCCAGGAUGGAUCUGUCUGCGGAUUUAUCUGGAAAGGAUGCUGAAGACGACGACGAGCAAUCUCUUUGCACAGAGGGGUGUGUACCCGCCCGCCACCACACACACACAUUAUUAUUAUUAUUACUAUUAAUAUCUCUUUUCGUGGGAAGUUGUGUCUUUCAUAUUGGAACAAAGGUAACAAAAAUGAUAAAAAAAAGAAUAAUGUACUAGAGUUCUAAACAAAAAAAGAUAAUAUUGUAUUACGUGCUGAAAAUUUAUGUUUAAAGACGAUAAAGAAAAGAAACAAAAAAAUAAGAGUUCAUCAUCCCACCAUUUCUUUUUUCGGUAGCAAAAAUCUCCUUCUCGUCCAAGUUUGUGUGAUUCUAUUUCGAAGAAGAAAAGCU
Messenger RNA from Daphnia pulicaria, 1259 nucleotides. RefSeq names its product protein charybde-like. Gene Ontology annotation, biological process: regulation of TOR signaling; negative regulation of signal transduction; apoptotic process. The coding region runs from base 320 to 838 and encodes 172 amino acids. The record is from RefSeq and is a predicted model, not a curated record. The transcript is spliced from 5 exons. NCBI's taxonomy places the organism in Eukaryota, Metazoa, Arthropoda, Branchiopoda, Diplostraca, Daphniidae. Gene Ontology annotation, cellular component: cytoplasm.